AUGGCAAGUAAAGCUUAUCUUCUUGGAUCACUUACUCUACUAGAUGACUGGUUAAAACGAGAUCGAUUUGUCUUUAUUGGUUGGUCAGGUCUACUCUUAUUUCCUACAGCUUACUUAGCAGCAGGUGGAUGGUUUACAGCCACUACUUUUGUAACAUCUUUCUUUACCCAUGGUCUGGCCACCUCUUAUCUAGAAGCUUGUAAUUUCUUAACAGCUGCAGCUUCAACUCCAGCCAACUCUAUGGCACAUUCAUUACUACUACUCUGGGGACCAGAAGCACAUCUUGGAUUUACAGCAUGGCUUUGUAUAGGAGGUUUAUGGACAUUUAUUGCUUUUCAUGGGCUCAUUGGUCUCAUAGCAUUCUCCCUACGUCAGUUUGAAAUAGCACGAUUAGUUUUAAUUAGACCCUAUAAUGCACUUGCAUUCUCAGGACCAAUAGCAGUUUAUACAUCUGUUUUCCUAAUUUAUGCAAUUGGGCAAUCUAGUUGGUUCUUUGCACCAAGCUUUGGCAUUGCAGCUAUAUUUAGAUUCCUAUUAUUCCUUCAAGGUUUUCAUAAUUGGACAUUAAAUCCUUUUCAUAUGAUGGGUGUUGCUGGAAUAUUAGGAGGAGCUCUACUAUCAGCUAUCCAUGGUGCUACUGUCAUUAACACUCUUUAUCAAGAUGCUCGUGCAUAUACUACUUUUCGUGCUUUCUCACCAAGUCAGCCAGAAGAAACUUAUUCAAUGCUUACAGCUAAUCGUUUCUGGUCUCAAAUAUUUGGUGUAGCUUUCUCAAAUAAGAGAUGGCUUCAUUUCUUCAUGCUAUUUGUACCUCUAGGAGGUAUGUGGACAUCUUCAAUUGGUAUCAUUGGAUUAGCAUUUAAUUUAAGAGCUUAUGAUUUUAUUUCUCAAGAAUUGAAAGCAGCAGAAGAUCCUGAAUUUGAAACAUUCUAUACAAAGAACAUUCUACUCAAUGAAGGUAUACGACUUUGGAUGGCUGUACAAGAUCAAGCUCAUGAAAAUUAUCAGUUUCCAGAAGAGGUCUUGCCAAGAGGUAAUUCGUUGUAA
Symbiodinium sp. CCMP2456 is the source of this 1047-nucleotide messenger RNA. The record is from the annotation of a GenBank genome assembly. Lineage: Eukaryota; Dinophyceae; Suessiales; Symbiodiniaceae.